AACAUCAAAUAAAGUUUCUUCAUCUAUUAUUGUUAACAAAACUUGGACCUUAAUUAACUAUUAGCAAUAUAAUCAUGGCAUUCACGGCAGAGCAAGAAUCCCUUGUGGUGAACUCAUGGAAUGUUCUCAAGAACAAUUCUGCGGACCACGGUCUCAAGUUUUUCUUGAAAAUAUUCAGUGCUGCCCCAGAAGCAACGCCAUUGUUCUCAUAUUUGAGAGAUACAAGUGUUCCUUUGGAGCAAAACCCUAAGCUUAAGACACAUGCCAACCUUGUCUUUGUCAUGAUUGCUGAAUCGGCAGUUCAACUACGAAAAGCUGGAAAAGUGACGGUAGGAGAAUCAAACUUGAAACAUUUAGGCGUUGUUCAUCUCAAACUUGGUAUCCAAGAUGCACACUUUGCGGUGGCAAAAUCGGCACUUUUGGAGACUAUAAAAGAAGGAGUUGGUGAACAAUGGUCAGCAGCAUUGAGCGAUGCAUGGGGAGUGGCUUAUGAUCAAUUGGUUGCUGCCAUCAAAGCUGAAAUGAAGUAGCUUCCUUUCAUGCAUGCAUUCCAUCUUCUUCAAAUUAUUAAAUAAGAUCGAUACUUAUUCAAGUAUCAUCAUGCAUGUCAGUGUUUGAGUCUUAUAUAUUAUAUAAUAUAUGCUUUUGUUUUGUUGAGGUUUGAUAUAAUAUAUCUAUGGAAGAAAGGAUAUAUAGAUGAUCAAUAAAUAAUCUAGCAUUAUAUAGUAGCUAGAAAAUAAUGAGAGAUUAGAUAUAUAUGUAUAGCUCUCAUGAAGACAUGUAUGUCCUUGCAUUGAAAUAUUUGAGGGUUUC
Molecule: messenger RNA, 813 nt
Organism: Arachis duranensis
Lineage: Eukaryota; Viridiplantae; Streptophyta; Magnoliopsida; Fabales; Fabaceae
Product: non-legume hemoglobin
Exons: 4
Coding region: 75-530 (151 amino acids)
Molecular function (GO): heme binding; oxygen binding
Source: RefSeq, a predicted model, not a curated record